This is a messenger RNA of Mus musculus (house mouse), 1975 nucleotides long. It is a transcript of the gene Arrdc1, whose product is annotated as arrestin domain containing 1. Gene Ontology annotation, biological process: extracellular vesicle biogenesis; ubiquitin-dependent protein catabolic process; protein ubiquitination. The transcript is spliced from 6 exons. Gene Ontology annotation, molecular function: ubiquitin-like ligase-substrate adaptor activity; ubiquitin protein ligase binding; identical protein binding. The record is from RefSeq and is a predicted model, not a curated record. NCBI's taxonomy places the organism in Eukaryota, Metazoa, Chordata, Mammalia, Rodentia, Muridae. Gene Ontology annotation, cellular component: plasma membrane; extracellular vesicle; cytoplasmic vesicle. The coding region runs from base 928 to 1707 and encodes 259 amino acids.
CUAUCCGGGUGACCUGCAUGGGUUCCUGUGGGGUCUCCACCAAGGCCAACGAUGGGGCAUGGGUGGUGGAGGAGAGCUACUUCAACAGCUCCCUGUCACUGGCUGACAAGGGUGAGUGUGAGAGCCAGCAGUGAUCACAGGGGCAGCCCUUGACUGGAGGGGGUCAGCCUGUCCUUUCCCCUCCCUGCAACCGUCUCUUGGAUUCCCACUUUCUGGGUCUGGGUGGACUCUGAUGCUUAGUUAUGACUGUCAUCCCUGUUUUUUAUUUUAUUUUAAAAUUUGUAUUUAUUCACUUUUGAGACAAGGUUUCAUGCAGCCAGGCUGGCCUUGAACUUGCUAUUUAACAGAGGAUGCCCUUAAAGUUCUGAUUUCCUCCUUCCACCUCCCAGGGGUGUGCUACCAUAUGUGGUUUGCAUAGUCCUUGGAAUUGAACUAAAUCUUUGUGUGUGCUAAGCAAACACUCUACUAACUACAUUUCCAGCCCCACACUUUCGUUUAAAACAAGCCCUUGUACGUAGCCUGUAGCUCCUGCUAUGGUCAUGCUGCUAUAGUGCUGGAGACAGGUAGUGUGGACUGGUGGGCUGCACUGUUUACUUCUGGUCUGGCACUGUGGCCGCUAUGGAUUUCCUCUGGUUUGCUCCCACCUCCUUUUUGUCUCUGUAGGAAGUCUGCCGGCUGGAGAGCACAACUUCCCUUUUCAGUUCCUGCUUCCUGCCACAGCACCCACAUCUUUUGAGGGACCCUUUGGGAAGAUUGUACACCAGGUGAGGGCGUCCAUCGACACUCCACGUUUUUCCAAGGAUCACAAAUGUAGCCUCGUGUUCUACAUCCUGAGCCCCUUGAACCUGAACAGCAUCCCAGAUAUUGAGCAACCCAAUGUGGCCUCCACUACCAAGAAGUUCUCCUAUAAGCUGGUGAAGACUGGCAAUGUGGUUCUCACAGCUAGCACUGACCUUCGUGGCUAUGUGGUGGGACAGGUGCUGCGGCUGCAGGCUGACAUUGAGAACCAGUCAGAAGGUAUCCUAUAAGGCCAAGCGCUGGAUCUAUGAUGUGCGGACCAUUGCAGAGGUGGAGGGUACAGGUGUCAAGGCCUGGAGGCGUGCUCAGUGGCAAGAACAGAUCCUGGUGCCUGCCCUGCCCCAGUCAGCCCUGCCUGGCUGCAGCCUUAUCCAUAUCGACUAUUACCUUCAGGUCUCCAUGAAGGCACCUGAGGCCACCGUGACUCUCCCACUAUUUGUUGGCAAUAUUGCUGUGAACCAAACUCCACUGAGUCCCUGUCCAGGCCGAGAGUCUUCUCCUGGGACCCUAUCCCUAGUGGUGCCCUCUGCACCACCCCAGGAAGAGGCUGAGGCAGUGGCUAGUGGCCCUCACUUCUCAGACCCAGUUUCUCUCUCCACCAAGAGCCACUCUCAGCAGCAGCCACUGUCGGCUCCCUUGGGUUCUGUGUCUGUCACCACCACUGAGCCCUGGGUUCAGGUUGGAAGCCCUGCUAGACAUUCUCUGCACCCUCCCUUGUGCAUCUCUAUAGGUGCCACUGUCCCCUACUUUGCAGAAGGCUCUGCGGGCCCAGUACCCACCACCAGCGCCUUGAUCCUCCCUCCAGAGUACAGUUCAUGGGGCUACCCCUAUGAUCCUUCUUUCUCCCCACAGAGGCCCCGCCGUCCUAUGAGCAGAGCUGUGGUGCUGCUGGUACAGACCUUGGCCUGAUCCCAGGAAGCUGACCCUGGUGUGCUAACCCAUACCACCUUGUUCGGUGGUUCUGGCCUUUGCCUUGGCAUGGAAUGUCCAGGGCCUCGUGCCUUUGCUCUCUACCUGGCUCAGCUACUCAGGACCUGCAGCUGUCGGGAUGACCCCUUGUGGACCAGCCACUCCUGGCUCCUCUGGAAUUACUCAGUCCUCCUCUUAAGAGGUUGGGGUAGGGCGGCAGAGAUCUGGGCCUGGAGAGACUGUAUAAAUAAAGCGCUUUAUUUGUAGA